UUUUCAUAUUAAACUAAUUAAAAUGUUUUUCUCCCCAAAAUUAAACUCUACAGCAAAAAAUGUUUAUGAUGUAGCCAUUGUUGGUGGGGGAAUUGUUGGGUGUGCUACUGCAAGACAAUUAAAAUUGAGUAAACCAAAUUUACGAGCAGUUUUGGUGGAAAAGGAAGCAAAACUUGCUGCCCACCAAAGCGGUCACAAUAGCGGUGUUUUACAUUCAGGCAUUUAUUAUGUCCCUGGAAGCCUUAAAGCACGCCUAUGUGUCAAAGGCAUCGACAUGGCUUAUAAAUUUUGUGACGAAAAAUCAAUUCCCUACAAAAAAUGUGGAAAGUUGAUUGUUGCUUUAAAUGAGGGGGAAAUUGGAGGACUUGAGAAUCUUUUCGAUCGUUCACAAAAAAAUAAUUGUCGGGAUAUUUCUGUUGUAGAUGCUGCCAGGAUACGAGAAAUUGAGCCUCAUUGUCAGGGUAUAAAAGCCAUCUGGUCUCCCCAUACAGGAAUUGUUGAUUGGGCCGUAGUCACUUUAAAAAUGGCAGAAGAUUUUAAACAAAUGGGCGGGGAUAUUGAACUUGGAUGGACUUUAAAUAAAAUUGAGGAAUCGAAUGAUCCACAAACUCCAAUUAAAUUAAUUGAUUCUAAAGGAAAAGAGAUUUUUGCCAGUUAUGUAAUAACUUGUGCUGGUCUCUACUCUGAUCGAAUUGCUCAACUUUCUGGAGGUUCAGAGCUCCCAAAAAUAAUUCCUUUCCGUGGAGAAUAUCUAAAAUUAAAGCCUGAAAAGCGUUAUUUAGUUAAACAAGCAAAUAUUUAUCCGGUUCCCGACCCUCGAUUUCCUUUUUUGGGAGUUCAUUUUACUCCAACAAUUUACGGUGAUGUUAUACUUGGUCCAAAUGCAGUCAUGGCUUUAAGUCGUGAAGGAUAUAAUAAAUUAGACUUUUCGGCUAAAGAUUUUAUAGAUUCUAUUAAAUAUAGAGGAACACAAAAAUUAAUUUUUAAAUAUGCUUGUUAUGGUUUUGGAGAAUUAACUAGGUCAUUUUAUAUUCCCGCUCAAAUUAAACUUCUUCAGCAAUAUAUUCCUGAAUUGACGUCUAAUGAUGUUGAAAUAGGCCGUACAGGUGUCCGUGCUCAAGCCUUAGACAUUAAAGGCAAUUUAGUUGAUGAGUUUGUUUAUGACAGUGGUAAAGGCCCUCUCUCUUCUCGAAUAAUACAUGUUAGAAAUGCGCCGAGCCCUGCUGCAACUAGUUCACUUGCUAUUGCGGAAAUGAUUUUAGAAAAAUGUGUGGAACAAUUUGGGAUAUAA
Messenger RNA from Meloidogyne enterolobii, 1291 nucleotides. The record is from the annotation of a GenBank genome assembly. Lineage: Eukaryota; Metazoa; Nematoda; Chromadorea; Rhabditida; Meloidogynidae.